This is a messenger RNA of Anas platyrhynchos (mallard), 2240 nucleotides long. It is a transcript of the gene UCK1, whose product is annotated as uridine-cytidine kinase 1. NCBI's taxonomy places the organism in Eukaryota, Metazoa, Chordata, Aves, Anseriformes, Anatidae. The record is from RefSeq and is a predicted model, not a curated record. Gene Ontology annotation, molecular function: kinase activity; ATP binding.
CCCGUGUCCCCCCCCCUUCCCUCCUUGUCCCCCCCCCUCCCCGUGAUGGCGUCCGCCGGUGGCGGCCCCGGCUCUGGGCCCUGUGGUGGCAGCGCGGAGCCGGAGCGGCCGCAGCCGAGGCCGUUCCUCAUCGGCGUCAGCGGCGGCACCGCCAGCGGCAAGUCCACAGUGUGCGAGAAGAUCAUGGAGCUGCUGGGGCAGAACGAGGUGGAGCAGCGGCAGCGCCAGGUGGUGAUCCUCAGCCAGGACCGCUUCUACAAGGCGCUGAGCGCCGAGCAGAAGGCCAAGGCGCUCAAGGGGCAGUACAACUUCGACCACCCCGAUGCUUUUGAUAAUGAUUUGAUGCACACAACCCUGAAAAAUAUUGUGGAGGGGAAGACAGUCGAGGUACCCACCUACGACUUCGUGACCCAUUCUAGGCUGGCGGAGACGACUGUGGUUUAUCCUGCUGACGUCGUUCUCUUUGAGGGGAUCCUGGUUUUCUACAACCAAGACAUUCGGGACAUGUUCCAUCUCCGACUCUUUGUGGACACCGAUUCCGACGUCAGGCUGUCCCGCAGAGUUCUGCGAGAUAUGAAACGGGGGAGGGACCUUGAGCAGAUCCUCACCCAGUACACCACGUUCGUCAAACCUGCCUUCGAGGAGUUCUGUUUACCGACAAAGAAGUAUGCAGAUGUGAUCAUCCCCCGAGGAGUUGACAACAUGGUUGCCAUAAACCUCAUCGUGCAGCACAUUCAAGACAUCCUAAAUGGAGACAUCUGCAAAUGGCAGCGAGGGGCAAUGAACGGCCACGGUCGGACCUACAAGCGCCCGUUCCCAGAGCAAGCAGAGAGCAGCAGCGUGCUGGCAGCUGGCAAGCGGUCCCACCUGGAGUCCAGCAGCCGUCCGCACUAACCAGUCACCCCGAAGGAUUUGCCUCUGGUCCACACCAGCACUGAAGACAACUUUGGGAAAGAAAGACUUCAACAAAGCGGUUGGUAAAGUGCCCUUUAAAUUGUCACAGCAGCAGGAGGGCUGCUGGUGCAAAACUUCUUGCGGAGAGAAGAGGAAGGAGUUGGACUACUGCCCCUCUCCCCUCACAAGUCCCUCCCCUGUCUCCCCGAGAUGUCUGAUCUGUUCUGUUACUCAGUGAACUGGCUGAAGGCGGUUCUGCCUGCCUUGUUACGUUUUAAUUUUCAAAAUGGAAUCUGUUGCUGAAGCCUCACGUGAAAGGUGAAUGCUACCAGGUAUUUAGCAAGAUACCCCCAUUCCCUGAUGCUGCUGGUUCUUAGCAGGGAGAUCAGCUGCCUAAACAGUCUCUUUUUCCCAGACUAGAUCACACCCUCUUAAUCCAAACAAGCAGGUGCAGUCCUUACUCUUCUCCACCUUGCUUGGGACCUUGAGUUCUGGCACUGCUCUCCUGCUGGCCAACCUCCUUUGUAACGUGUGGGGGCAGGAAGUCACCUGUAGGGUAAUCUCUCUCCCAGGAUAAAACAGAGCCAGUCUGGGACAAAGGGAGACUUACAGCUCACUGAGGACAGGCCCGAGAAGUGGUGUGAUUCUCAUUCCUAAGUGAUACCUUCAGGAAAAGCUCCUGAGCCUUGCUGCGCUGUAUGCAGAGGUUUCAAUUUUUGUACCCUUGAAUGUCAGUGAAUGUAUGAGCUCCAACUGGAUUGAGUUGCUCAUGGAAACAGAAACGGCCUUGUCAGUAUUAGUGUCGUUUGGGGCAUUUCUGUAGUGCUGGUUGCAGAUUCUGCUGGGCGGAAUCCGUCCGCUUCCAGAGCUGGGUGGUAAAAUUGGCAAGGGGGAAAGCUGUGAAUUGCAAGACCCUCCUUCUGAUGGCACAAACAGCUGGCUGGACACGUUUCUACCAUCAAGGUGACUAAACUCACAAAUGUUCUGGUUUUCUAACAAAACAAACAAACAAAAAAACACCACCACCAUUAACAUAAACCAGACAAGAAGCUGGUAGUGUAAACACUGUCAGCCAAGUUUCUGAAGUUUACCCCAAGUAAGUGAUACUGCAGCAAUAUAAAGUUUCUGGAAAAAAAAAAAUCUGAAAUGAAGGCGGGCCAUUGAAAAUGUCCUUGUUGUAUCCUUCUCAAAUCUAUACGUAGAGUAAUUUUAAGAAUGGGUUGAGGGGAAAAUGUUAGGAAAACUAAUUUUUUCAUAUUUGAUUAUAGUUUUUUCUAAACCAGAGUCUGGCUGUCUUGUUUGUGGAUGUGUUACUUUGGCUAAUAAAGAAAUGAAUCAACAGUGAA